CGCCCUCUCUCUCUCUCUCUCUCUCUCUCUCUCUCUCGAUACACUGACAAAAAAGACUUGUCUUUUGCUCAGCAGUGAGAUGCAAGUGUUUUGGUUUUGUUUGAUGCUGCUGGGUCCAUGACAAUGGUGGCUCUACGCGACGCAUGGAAUUGCGCCUCCGACCGAUGCUUCCAUUUCUUCCCCUGUCUCUCCGACCCAGCUCGGAGAUCUUCGCUUUGUUUGAAAGUAUCGUUGGUGUUGUUGCAUCUGAUCUUCGCCGGCAUUCUCUUCCUUCUCGAUAAGGAUUUCAUUGAGAAAACAAAACAAGAACCAUGGUACACAGCAUUAUAUUUGCUAUUGUUUGUAGCUACAUUGGCUCAAUAUUUCCUGACUUCCUGUUCUUCCCCUGGCUAUGUUCUUGAUGCAAUGAGGUCUGCUAAUGAGAGAGAUGCCUUAUUUAGAAAGACAACAAUGACUUCAAAACAACCUGCUUCAAGCAAAAAUGGGAGCGUAGUCAUUAAUGUGGAUGGCAAUCAGUUGGGAAGGAAUCUUUUAGGGAGUGAUGCAACAUCUUGGACAAAACUGGUGAUGGAGAUGUACCCUCCUGGAACAUCUGCUAGAACUUGGACUUGCACUUACUGUAACAUUGUGCAGCCCCCACGUGCGAAGCAUUGUCAAGAUUGUGACAAAUGUGUUCUUCAGUUCGACCAUCAUUGUCUUUGGCUUGGGACCUGCAUAGGCCAGCGUAACCACUGCCGAUUUUGGUGGUACAUUUGUGAGGAAACAGCUUUGUGCAUUUGGACUGGCAUCUUGUACAUUACUUAUUUAAUGGCCAAUUUUUCAAAGGCGUGGUGGAUAGAUGUAAUCAUGAUCUUGCUGUUGUUUGCUCUGUCAGUUUCCCUCAUCUUUCUGCUCCUUCUUCUUCUUUUCCAUACGUAAGUAUUUAUCAUUCCUUGAAGAUGCAACCCUUUUCACCAUAGAACCAUGGAUUGGUUUAU
Camellia sinensis is the source of this 977-nucleotide messenger RNA. The record is from RefSeq and is a predicted model, not a curated record. NCBI's taxonomy places the organism in Eukaryota, Viridiplantae, Streptophyta, Magnoliopsida, Ericales, Theaceae.